Molecule: messenger RNA, 4440 nt
Organism: Pipra filicauda (Wire-tailed manakin)
Lineage: Eukaryota; Metazoa; Chordata; Aves; Passeriformes; Pipridae
Gene: ZNF384
Product: zinc finger protein 384
Exons: 11
Coding region: 328-1968 (546 amino acids)
Biological process (GO): regulation of transcription by RNA polymerase II
Cellular component (GO): nucleus
Molecular function (GO): DNA-binding transcription activator activity, RNA polymerase II-specific; RNA polymerase II cis-regulatory region sequence-specific DNA binding
Source: RefSeq, a predicted model, not a curated record
CCGGCCCUCGCCUCGACCCCCGCCCGCGGGGACCCGCCGGUGCCCCCGCAGAGGGCAGCUCUGCCCCGGGCUGCCGCCGCUCCGCUUUCACACGAAACUGCCGAUGACGCCGUUCCGCUCCGUUCGGCGACCCGGAAGCACCGAGGCGCGCACCGCCCCCUGACCCGGAAGCACCCCGCCGCUGCUCUUUCCGGUGAGGAGGCCGCCGCCGCCGCCGGAGCCGGGUCGGGGCCGCCGCUGGGGGGGAGCCCGAGCCGGCCCUGGAAGGAGGAGAAAUGCAAGAGGAGGGAGAGUGAGAGGGGUAAGGAGCUCCCGGAGCUGCCUAGGAUGGAAGAAUCUCAUUUCAACUCCUCCCCGUACUUCUGGCCAGCAGUGCCCACUGUCUCGGGACAGAUUGAGAACACCAUGUUUAUUAACAAGAUGAAGGAGCAGCUAUUGCCCACAGAGAAGGGCUGCAGCCUGGCUCCCCCCCACUACCCUGCCUUGCUGACAGUACCCACCUCUGUGGCCCUGCCCACUGGCAUCUCCAUGGACUCGGACACCAAGCCAGAGCAGCUGACACCACACAGCCAAGCCCCUGUGACUCAGAACAUCACCGUGGUACCAGUGCAGUCUGCUGGGCUCAUGACAGCAGGUCCUGGUCUGGUGAUAACUUCCCCGUCAGGUUCCCUGGUGACCACAGCCGCCUCUGCCCAAACCUUUCCCAUCUCAGCUCCCAUGAUUGUCUCUGCACUACCCCCUGGCUCCCAGGCAGCCCUCCAGGUGGUUCCAGACCUGUCCAAGAAAGGGACGACUGCCCUCACUGAAGGUGGUGGGGGUGGUGGGGGUGGGGGAAUUGCCCCCAAACCACCCCGGGGCCGGAAGAAGAAACGAUUGCAGGAGUCAGGGCUGCCAGAGAUGAGCGACCCUUUUGUGCUGACAAACGAAGAUGAUGAGGACCAGCACAAGGAUGGCAAGACAUACAGUGGUUCCGUGAGCAGCGGAACUAAUGAAGCCUGGUUUCCAGCGGCUCUCUCCUGUGUGGAUUCUCUGAUGUCUAAUCAAGGGUGCCGGAUGUGUUCGCUGACCUUCUACUCCAAGUCGGAGAUGCAGAUCCACUCCAAGUCCCAUACGGAGACAAAGCCACACAAGUGUCCUCACUGCUCCAAGAGCUUCGCCAACAGCUCCUACCUGGCCCAGCACAUUCGCAUCCAUUCAGGGGCCAAGCCCUACACGUGCAGCUACUGCCAGAAGGCCUUCCGCCAGCUCUCCCACCUGCAGCAGCACACACGGAUCCACUCCAAGCUCCACACGGCGAUUGUCAAGCCGCACAAGUGUCCUCACUGCUCCAAGAGCUUCGCCAACACAUCCUACCUGGCCCAGCACCUCCGCAUCCACUCGGGGGCCAAGCCCUACACCUGCCGCUACUGCCAGAAGGCCUUCCGCCAGCUCUCCCACCUGCAGCAGCACACACGUAUCCACACCGGGGACCGACCCUACAAAUGUGCUCACCCUGGGUGUGAAAAGGCUUUCACCCAGCUUUCCAACCUGCAGUCCCACAGACGGCAGCACAACAAAGACAAACCUUUCAAGUGCCACAACUGCCACCGUGCGUACACGGAUGCUGCCUCAUUGGAGGUACACCUGGCUACGCACACGGUGAAACACGCCAAGGUCUACACCUGCUCCAUCUGCAGCCGGGCCUACACCUCGGAGACGUACCUGAUGAAGCACAUGCGGAAACACAACAUCCCUGACCCCCAGCAGCAGGUGGUUCAGGCACAAGCCCAGGCCUCGCAGCAGCAGCAGCACUUCCAGCCGCAGGGCGGGGGGGCAGCAGGGGGCCCUUCUGGAGACACUAACCAACCCAAUCCUCCCCCCCAGUGCUCCUUUGACCUGACUCCUUACAAGACUUCAGAGCAUCACAAGGACAUCUGCCUCACUGUCAGCACCAGCGCCAUCCAAGUGGAGCACCUCUCCAGCUCCUAGAGAGACCUCAACCCAGGGAGCAGAACGCCUCUUGUGCAUAGCCUGUGCCCAGGGGCACCGCCUGUGCAGCGGCCCUCCUUGUGCAACAGUCUCCGGCCUCUCCUCCUGCAACAGCCUCUUCUGGCCGUGUAACCCUGUUCAUGGCAGCCCCUUGAACAACAGCCUGUCUCAAGGGGGUGCUCCUUCUGUGCAACAGCCUGCCUGGUAGGAGGAUGCUUCCUUGUGCAAGAGCCCCUUUCCUGUGCUGGGAUCACUUCCUCAUGCAAGAGCCCCUCCUUUCAAACCCAAAGAAAGGCCCCUGUUUUGCCUUCUCUCUCACUGUAGGAUGCGUAUGAAGGGGGGUUGCGUGUUGAGACACACGGUGGAUGGGAUGGAGAGACGGCCCUUGUACGUACAGGGGCUUGGACACGUUUUCAGCAGGCCACAGAAGAAUGUGGCAGGGUUCACAGCUGGAUGGGGUUCUUUGAGGAUUGCCUUGAGUGUCUAAGAGAGAAAUAUCCAUUCCUGUCCUUCCUGCUUGAGAAAGGGAGGAGGGGUCGCUCGUCCUGCCCCAAGGACUGGAUGGGAGAAACCUUCUCCCCAGUGGAAGGGGAGACCAGUGGAGGGGGGAGAGGUGAGGCAUGUUCUCUGAGACGGACAGGUGCCUGCACUGCUCAAGGGCUGUGGAGUAUUGCAUUCUUUCUCCUCCCCUGGUGGAGAGCAAUAGAGGGGAGUCUGUCUGAACUGGCUGCUGCCUCUCUCUCCCAGCUGUCUGAGCAGCAUGAUGGCCAAGGCCCCGUAGGAAUGUGGGUUCCUGCUCAUUGCUCUUCCUGCCUGUUGUGGAUGAUAUCCUAGCAGCUUGUACUCCUCCUCUCCCUCCUGCUUUUCCUCCCACCUCCUCAGAAAAGCCUGCAGGCAUCAACAACAAACCAAAAAGCAACUAGAGGGGGGUAAGAGACUGCCAAAAUAAUCAUCACCCUUCUCUCUGCUCCCUUUCCUGUAAGGUGGAAAUGACAGCAGUUCUCGCACUCACACACCUGUCCUGCCCUCAGUUUCCCAAAGGGAAAGAGGAGGAGGAGGAGGAGGAGGAAUAGACCAGUCUUUUCAAGGAGCCAGCAGGAGGCAGGGAAAGGCUAGCUUCUCCUGCUCACCUCCCGCCAGAGUGUUCUCCCAGGCUCCCUCUUGCCAAGACGGGCUGGACUCACACGGCAGUGGUGGCCUCUUCUGGACCCUGGUCAUGGGAGAGAAUCCCCAAAAGGUGGACAGUGGAGAGAAGGGGAUGAAGAUCCCCACAGAGAGACCAAUCUAAUGAGAAGGGGGAGCCAACAAGAAUAAACUGAAGGCCCCUUGAAUUUAUAUAUAUAUAUAUAUAUAAAUAUCUAUUCCCCACCCCUGGCCCGCUCUGUCCUUGCUGUAACUGUUUCUAUCUCUGUGUUUAUAAAACGCAUUAUCCUGGCGAAUUUUUAUUUUCAAUCUUUGUUUGUUUUUCCCUUUCUCUUCGUCUUCAAUUCUUCUUCCCCUUUUUUUUUAUUGGUCCACAUGACUGCUAGUCUUGUGUGUCACUUGUUAGUUUCUUUGGAUCAUGGAGGCUGACUCGGAAGAGAUUGAGAAGGCAAGGGAAAAAGCAUGUUGUUGGGUUUUAAAAUCAGUCACCCACCCAAAAGCAUAUAGAAUCCCAGACUUCUGUAUGAACAACCAAUAGGGGCUUCUUAUUUUUUUUUAACCACCCUGUAUGGAAAUAAAUUGGUGUAAAAGGCUUCUUGAAGGUGCUGCUGUGAGCACCCUGCCCCUGUGACGUGUGUUCCUUCCCCCUGCACCAGACCACUGCACGAGCAUCUUGCUGCCGUGAGUCCCGAGCGGCUGUGUGGGUGGAUGCAAGGGCAGCACAUCCCUGCCUUUGGGCAGUUUGCACAAGGAAAGCAAGGAGCCUGUGGCAGAAACCUUUUUCUCUGUGUUUAGUCACCAGGGUUGGCUGUGAACAGUUGGAGUGUUUUGUAGAUGUGUAGGUUAGGCUAUAAGAAGCUGUCUGACUUGCCUCCUGCGCUUCACAGGUGACAUUUCAAUCCAUUUAUCCUGUAGUGCGCACCAAGAACUAAUGGGUAUUUAAACUAUGUGUUGACAAAAUCUAUUGGCUUGAUUUUUGAGGCACUGGGACACAGAAUCCCUUCCAUUGGUAGCCUGCUGCAAGGGCUUCGUGUUCUUGCUGUUUAAAUAUUUCCGCCAGAUUUCUCCUUGCUUUGGCUUCUGGUCACUAGUUCUGAAUACAUGCAUCCUGCUGGUUCAGAGAGCCUGAGCACAGUGGUGCUUUUUCCCCUGGACUGGUAUUUAAACACUCUAGUGUCUCUUCUCAGUCCACUUUUUAACAAGCUAAAUAGAUGAAACUCUGUAAACCUUCCACUGUAAGGGAUUUCCUCCAGCCCAUAAAUUAUUCUUGUCUUUUCUUUCUACAUCUUGUCAAAUUUUUCAGUAUCUUAUAAAAAUGUUCCUUUUGGA